GUCAAAGUAAGCUGUUCUCGGUGGCACUGGGAAGGCGUACGUGGUCAUAUUUUCAGUGAAAUUCGAGGUUUUUCGGUGCGGAAGACAAUUGAAAAGUGUGUCAAAGUGAAGCUCCGACGUUCCGGAAUGUAAGUGCUGUAUUGUUUUCGGUGAAAACCGGGUGGUUUUCAUCUAGAUUUGAAAAAUUCGAUCGGAAGGAAAAUCGAUAGAAGGAUAGCUUAACUGGCUAGCUAUUGAUGUAACCCGAGACAACCCGACCGUAGUUGCAAGCGUGGACAAGAAGUGGAGGGAGGGGGUUGCAGUAUUAGCAACCGCAUCAAAUAACAAACGCAGUACAGACCAAAGGCAACAUACCAAUCCGGAUUUUGCACGGCAGUCACGCAUUUCACCCUCUUCGUUCGUAAUGCUGCAACGGAAAGCCAGCUAGAAAAAAAGGCUUAGCUAGACAAACGUACACUGUAUUGGCUGCAGACAACGGUAGACGGUAUAGUCGCAAGCCAUGGAGGAACUGUUGAUGACGAUAGUGAAGGAAGCGACGGGAAGCAAACAGCAAAAUUUAAAACAAGCCGCACAAAUUGCACAUGACAAACUAUUGCGUCAACAUGGAAUACACAGGGAUCCCUCGUACGAGCUGCGAUCCGUUUGCUUCACUGCUCUACAGAUGGCACUGGAGACGAAACGACCGAAAUUUGUAACCUACGGGUUGAACGGAUUACACCGCAUAAUCCGUGACGAACGGUUCUUCUUCGGGCUCGAACCGGAAGAUGACUCGUUGUGGCUACCUGCACAGCUUCUACGGGCGACAUCGGGUAUGUCAACGGUCGGCAACGAGGAUACCGUAGUGAACGUGCUCCGUCUGUUCCUAUCGAUGGCGUGUUCUCCAACCUGCACCCUCAACGGACGGCUGUUGAUCGAGCUUCUUUCCAAGUGUGGCGAGUGUUGGGAAAAUGGAUCGCGUGCCGUGAAGGCCGCCUCACUAGCCGCCGGUAGUCAAUGUCUACGAGCUUUCUGUACCUUCCUGAAGGAUGAAGCCGAAGAUAUCCUCCGUACCGGACCAGCAGGGAUCAUCAACAUAGGGAUGGCUGCGGCCGUUUACAAUGAAGUUAUACCGGUAAUGCAGUGGCUUUGUAGUAGACUGAUAGAGCCAAGUACCGGCAGUCCCAAACGGACGGAAACCGUAGGAUCGCUUUAUCUGAUGGAGUGUAUUUUAACUCUCGUGACAUCUCUACCCCCGGAUGUUCACGCGAAUCCACACUUUACGGCGUUCCUUUGGCAAAAAUUCUGUCCAACGUUGGCUGCUACGCUUGGAUCACCGGGCAGAGUUAACAUUGAUAAGAAAUUUACCUACAAGGACGCUAUCCAUUUGAUCGAGAGUGAGCAUCGUGGUUUUUUCACCCGUCCCGGACUUGAUGGUCCCCAGGCACGUUGUAUAUAUUUGACCAGUAUUCAGCUACUGCGAAUCGCUGGAGCACAGGGUUCGCUACGACCUAUGCUGGAAGCCCUAUUUCACCGAAUGUUGCUGCUACCGGUUCCGGCUAACCGUGCGGAACCUUUGCGUUGCGUUCGGGAAAUUCUUAAAAGUCCCGAACGACUCAUUGACCUCUCGGUAAUACUGUAUCCUGAUAAGUCACAGGGACAGAGCUGCAGUGAUGAUAUGGCAUUGUUCAGACUAAUAAUCGACGCAAUGGAGGAAUGUGCGACCACUUCCCAGAAUGGCAGCAGCUCCGUCGAUAACUCGAUGAACUCCAGCGUUGAAUGUAUCGUGGCACUGUUGGAAAGUCUUCAAACGCUGUGUUCCGGUCGUUUCGAUGAAUCCAUCAUCAGCGAUCGUGUCACCGAAGCCAUCAACAAUCGAUACUAUCAGCUACGGGAAGCGGACUACACCGGACCGCUAACCUACCAGUCGAUGGCACGCCUUCCAGCACCCUACCGGGACGCUGUGGCGGAACUUCGUCAAAGUGGGUUCGAAACAUCGUCCGAGUCGGAAAUUGAUGCCGAACAGCAGAUUGAUCCGGAAGCAGGUUCGCUCGGAUCGGGCGACACCGAAGGUCCCGAGGAUGAAGCACAUUCGUCCAGUGAUGAUAUGUCUUCGAAAGCGGAAGGACAUUGGCCCUGGGCACACUUGGAAGAACCACCGCAUAUCCGUUCGGAUGUGGACUGUGAUCGUCGUCAUGCACGAGAGUUCGCCAAAAUUGUGUCCAACGAGUUGGUGCCUAAUCUGCUAAAAUUGAAAGCUUCCGUCGAGGUGGACGAAGCCAUUCAAGAGUUUGCAUCUAGCAUUUGCCAGCAAAACAGUAUGAACUAUUCCGACUAUGAUUACAAUCUAACGGCGUUGAACGCCGAUGGAAUCUACUUGGCCACCUAUUCGGCACUGUUGUUGGCUUUGCAGUUGAUGAAAGCCGGCCACUACGACGAAGGUCACGAGCCGAUACUGAUUCCCUUAUCCGAACAGCAGUUUGUCACCUCCGUACAAAAUGCCGGCGUCCUGGUAUAUCUCAGUUCGGCGUGGCUUCGCGAAAUGUAUCAAAGCAUUCUGGCACAUAAUCCACUGACUUCGCUGAAAUCCGUCGAAAACACCGAUGGUUCUCAUUGUGCUUUGAUCGAUAUGUUGUACGAUGCCGGUGGAGUCGGUCCUACGCAGAUGCUUUCCGACUGGCAACGACUACAGUCGGUAGUACGGAUCCACAGUGAACCGAACGCCAAGCAACUGGCGGCUAGGAAAUUGGCGCGUCGACUACUAACGUGCUGUUGGGAUUCCAUGGUCACCGUAUUGACCGCUGGAUUGGGCGAAGUCGAUGAUUCCCGAGCGACUCGGUUAAUGAAACUUUCGAAGAAAACAUUGCGCGUUAAGAAGAAGACCCGUUGCUCCGGGGAAGCUCUGUACGCCCUCAGUCUAGAAGGGCUUCACGCUGCGGCGACGCUGAGCAACGCUUUGAACCUUCAGCAUCUGGCCGGCAAGAUAUUGAACUUGAUUGCGACUAACGUUUGUCAGAAUUCCGGUCCGAAAAUUCCGGCCAGUCAAGCCUUAUCAAUGGAUGUUGUGCUUUCGGGAGGGUUGGAGUUAGGAUCCCACUCGGCCGAUUGUUGGUUGCCGGUGUUCUCCGUCUGUCGUCACGUGACCCAACUGGAGCAUGAUUUGUUCAGUUCGCAGAAUGCCACGAUUGCUGGAGCUUCAUCGAACGUGGCUAGCAAUGGGAAGGAGGUAGAAUCACCGAGCAAGAUACCGGGUCAAUCGGAUAAACUGAAUUUGUCGUCGUAUUCGAUCGAUGAAGAUGAGACUUGCGUGGACGUUUACAGUUUUCUGCAAGCUCCGUUGCCGAACGCCAAUGCCAAUGUCGCAACCAUCCUGAAAGCUUAUUCGGGACAUGAUGCCGUAAAUCUUUCGCAAGCCGAUACGGCCAAGAUGUUGUGCGCACUGUCGCAUCAGGCGGACACACUGUUCUCGGAUUCCGCGGAACGGUUGGCUUUGCCGGCGUUACUUCAAUUUCUGAAGAGCCUGUGUCGGGCUUCGCGCGAACAGCUCUAUCGUAGUUCAUCGUCCAAAAAGGGCAAGAAAUCAUGGUGGUUGGGACGACCGUGGAAAGUGAAGAACGAUUCGCUGCCAUUGUCGUUGCUGCUUCAUCGCGUAGGUGACGUUACGCUUAAGGUGUUUCGAGGACCACGGCCGUUGCUGCACAUUCUGAAGGUUUGGGCCAUUACCGGACCACACUUGAUGGACGCGGCUUGCCAUAAAGAUAGGACCAUUUCGAAGCGAGCGAUUGAGUACAUUCAUGACAUCAUUACGGCAUUGCUGGUGGAACAGUCCGAGUUGCCACAUUUCCAUUUCAACGAGGCACUGCUGAAACCGUUCGAGAAUUUGCUGAGUAUGGAUUCGUGUGACGUCGACGUUCAGGACCAGAUCGUCGGAUGUCUGUACGAAAUCGUAGAGGCACACCGAACGGAGAUCCGGUCCGGUUGGCGACCUCUGUUCGGUACGUUGCGUACGGCCCGGAAUCGUCCCGUCCACCUGUCCAACAUCAUCGACAUCUUCCACGUGUUUCUCGAAACGGACAACACGCUAGUGUUCGCCAACGCCGGAUUGGAUUGUAUUCUGUGUUUACUUUCCUAUCUGGAAAUUUCGGGCAGCAGUGGAAACGUCGGCGGUCCUAAUACGGGUCCGGACGGCAACGACGACAAUAACAUUAGAUCCAGUGAUUUUUUAUAUGAUGCUUUGAAAUUCCUCGAACGUUGCUCAUCGAUCCUUAGUUUUAUGUACAACAUGCCGCAGUGUCCGAAUCUCCAUUCGACGUACAAAAUCAAAGGUAUAACUUACACCCAUAUAAUCGACGCCAACAUUCCGAAUUCGAUGGAGAACUUUACGUACUUCGGGCAGGACUAUUUGCAGAGCAGUAACGAGCAGUACAUGAUAAGCUACCGAACGCUUCACAUUGACAAGGAGACAAUCACCAAAAUUGACGAGCUGGAUAAGCCAAGUGGUGUCCUUAAGGUGUGGUUUUUGCUGUUAGAUGGUCUUACUAACUCCUUGAUCGUUUGCCCGAUCGCUCACCAGUCUCCGAUUCUGCAGUCCAUAUUUAAACUCUUCAAAUCGUUACUGGUUAAUCCGGGAAUCGAGUUCGGGUUUUACUGCAUCAAUCACCUGUUAAUCCCGAUGAUACAGGACUGGCUACGGUAUGUCAACAAAGCGCAGAAGAAUUGGGGUUUGAUCGAGAAGAACUUCAAGCACUGCUGCUGCAUGACAACCGAUCUGGUGGUGGAGUUUAUUGAAAAAUCACAGACUAUCGGAGGGGUCGAAGGUCGAGUAGUAAUCGGCAGUGAACAGACCUACCAACAUCAGCAGCUGGUGAAGAAGAGCAAACUAACGUCGAUCGUAAGACCGGUCGAUAACCUGAAGUAUAGCAAACUGCGGAAGAUGGCACCGUCCGGGCCGGAGGAGCCACAUCAAUUUUCCGGAUAUUACAGUAAGAUCAAGGAGGAGGAAGUAUCCAGUGUAACGAAAAUUCCGACGGCCGCCAUUCUGGCAUUGAAGCAACUGCUCCUGGUGCUGAUCGAGUGUUCGGCCCAGUCUCAGGAAACGAUCGCUCGGGUGGGAGUAAGUUGCAUGAAGCAUAUUAUCUUCUCGACCGGUCACAUUUUCAACGAGGACCAAUGGAUGGUAAUUACAUCGGUUAUCCAUAGGGCCAGUACGGUCACGAUGGCUCCGUUGAGGCAGCUGAUCUUCGCAUUCAAUGAGAAUUCCAACAGUUUCUACGGAGAUUGCGCUAAUGUAAAGGUUGCGGCUAGACGCGAUAGCACUCUGGAGGAACUACAACGGGUACAUUCGCUAGCCCAGCAAGUGUUUCUGAUGGAUAACCAACGGGAAAUGUUGAAUUCAAGGUUGAAUGGAAAUUUAAUGGCUUCUAAUGGGCCGAGUUCCAACACAGACGAUCGAUCCUAUUCGUUUUUGUUGUAUCCGUUGAAUUGCAACACAAACAUGACGCAAUCAUGUUCGGUCACGGGAGGAGGGAUCAGUGCGUCGUUGCAAAGUAAUGGACUCAAUCUAGAUAGUUACAUCAUUCGGAUUCCGUACCGAAAUCUAAUCGUAGGACUUUUGGCAAGCCAGAUGUUACUUCAACUGAUCGCCAACAUUCUACUGAACGGGUUAACUAAUGUGCCGAAUGAGUUGAACUCCUGCAUUUAUAAUGGUGGAGAAAGUGGAGGUAGCACAAGCAAAGCGCUGUUCCAAUUAGGCUAUCGCAGUAAGGAGAUUCUUCUACGAACACUGAAGCAGUUUCUGAUAUGCUCGAUGGACUUCGAUACACGACCGGGACUCAAAUUUCUAAUACAGAAGGUAUCCAAUAUCGAUAGUGCCGCGAAUCUGUACAAGCAGAUGACCUCUUCGUGGAUCAUCAACUACAUGACGUUGGUCGACGUUUACAUCAACAAUACUCGGGUGUAUAAUCUGAACGAAGACGAUAUCAAAUACAUCCUGGAUUCGUGUAAUCACAUGACGGCGUCAAGUCAACAGUGGAAAAAGAACGAAAACUUUGUCCAUUAUUUGAUAACCCUACGAGAUCUGUGGGAUUUGAUCGCCGAGCACUACAUAGAUCAUUUGAAGGACGGAGAAACCGACGGGUUAACGAUCACGCACAUUGUUGAGAAUAAGCUGGAAAGGUAUGAACGGUUCGAUGACAAACUGGAGAGUUCGAGCAGUGAAGAGGACCAGACGAGUACCGCGGAAGGACUGCACAUUGGAGGAGAUUCUCCAAACCAUCCGGUUCCACAGCCGGACAGUCCGGAUUCACCGUCCAAAAGUGACGAGGAAAGUAUCUCGGUGUCCACAAUCGUCGGUAAUCAACGGAUGAAUCCGUUCAAUAUCUCGGCUAACCAGCAGCAACAUCUGCAGCAUCAGCAACAGUUACAGCAUCAGCAGCAGCAACAACAAUCAAUCUCUCCGGAAAUCGAACAACAACGGACGAAUAGUAUUCAAAAGGACGCGAUUUCCAAACGAUCGGCUCUGAAACAGUUGAUCGUGGCUUCGAUGGAACUGUUGAAGCUACUGCCGGAGGAACAGUCGAACAUGUUGAAACUGUUACUGACACCGAAGAUCCGAGAGGCUUUUCGUGCCGUGCAGGAACAGGGAGCGGGUUUAACGAUGGAAUAGACCCCGCGAGUAGGUUUUCUUUCUAUUACGCACGUACUUCUGACACUAACACAUAUGCAAAUUUACAUCUCGAUGGAAGAAUGGAUAUAAUCGACUAGACUGAAUUCGCUUAACAAAAAAAAUAUAUAUCGUAAAUUUACUGACAAUGCAAAGUCAAAGUCCUGAAUUGACGUUGAGUGGCAGAUCGAGAGCAACAUAUUUUGGUGAUAUAUAGCUUAUACAUGAUUUAUACAUUUAAGCAUUGAACAAAAAACCAUAUAUACCAGUAUAUAUAUACUUCUUGCCCCGCCACGGAAAAAGAACAACCCUAUAACUGUUGAUAUACGCUAAGGAAUUUAUUACGAAGAAAAAAAAACAAGCUAAAUAAUUUACUUGACUUACGCCCUCCACGCAGCAGCUGUGACAAGAUACGUACAUACAUUACACCAAUACGCUAAAGCUGUAUCGGAAACGGAAGCAGCUCUAAACCACAACACAUACACACACAAUUACACGCAAUUUCUGCCACAAUCAGCUUCUACUCGCACAAGGCGUUAUCUAUUCUUACUUAAAUCCAAUAAAGAGGAAAACCAAACCAUAUAAUCAAAUCUUCACCUCUAUAUAACCGACAUUGGCUUUCGUAUUUAAUGCUGGCAUAUACACAAACACACACACACCAACACGAUACAACAGACCCUUUUCUGGAACUAGCUUUCCUUACUCUAAUGCCUCACAAAUGUAUUCCUAAGCAUAUUUAUUUCGCAAAGUUAACUAACUAACAGCUUCUGUGAAUUAUUGUGAACUAUUUCCAAAAAAAAACAAUGAAGUAAUCAUUCCAACAGAAAUAAUUCCAAUUGAAAAAUGUGAAUGUAUUUGUGCCCGAAAUAUCUUCGCGUGACAGCAAACAAUCCGGUAUCGCCAUUCCGUUUGUGUUUAAUUCUCACAGACAAUUCAUGUAUAAUCUUUUGAAACUUCUCCAACGUCGUGCUUGGGUUAGAAUUUCUUUCUUCGACUAUCAAUUUAGAUUAGGUUUUUCUUUGUCUUUCAUCUUAUUAUAUAGAAGAUGGUAACAGACAUACGGCCACAGAAGCGCCGCAGAUCUGAAAAGGAAAGCGCCCAUAGAACCGGUAUAAUGUUGAGAAUCUGAACCAACCAAUGGAUGUAACAAAACAAAACAAACAGAAAAACAGUGAAAACACAGUAUAUGAACAUUUCACAAACAUGGAAACACAAGUAUUUACCGUGGCAAAAAAAGGAAAAAUGAAAAGGGAAAAUGAUCAGUAUAAAACAGAAACCAACAAACACGUGGUACUGUCUCUCGUAAACAAUAAAAUAUAUUAUAUAUUUGUGCAACUGGAA
Malaya genurostris is the source of this 7978-nucleotide messenger RNA. Its product is annotated as brefeldin A-inhibited guanine nucleotide-exchange protein 3. Gene Ontology annotation, molecular function: guanyl-nucleotide exchange factor activity. Gene Ontology annotation, biological process: regulation of ARF protein signal transduction. Bases 500 to 6640 code for a protein of 2046 amino acids. NCBI's taxonomy places the organism in Eukaryota, Metazoa, Arthropoda, Insecta, Diptera, Culicidae. The transcript is spliced from 8 exons. The record is from RefSeq and is a predicted model, not a curated record.